GUGGAACGGUUGAUGGCAAUUGAAAAUGUCCAGCCUUCAUCGGAAGAAACAUAUAGAAAGAGCUGUUUUAAAACUGAAUCUAGUUCUGAUAAGAGGAAAAAUAUGUUGCUGAAAGCAUUGACAGCAACUGAGAUCAAAGUACAUUCAUCACUUGUCACUGAAGAUAGUCAAGCAGAAUCAUCAAAUUCAGACAAAGCCCUGCCUAAGAACGCUGAAGAUCAACAGAAAGGCACACCAUUCUUUGUUACACAGCCAAAGGAAGACGAUGGAGAAUUUAUAGACACGAAACAAUCUGCAGAUGGAAGAAAAUGUAUGGAAGAGAAAGAAUACAUAGAUAUAAAAGAUGAAAUGAUGAGAGAAGAUUUGUUAAAUAAAGAAGCUAGAUGUGACGAAAAUUCUUCAGCAUAUAGUCCAGUUAAAGAAAAAUACAAAGGUUAUGAAGUGCUUUUUGAUGACAAUGAUGUCAAUAGAAGGAUUAUUUCUUCUAAUGAUAAAUUAAUGAAUAUCAAUGCACUACGCCAGGCAUUGAAAACUGAGGUACCAUUCAAAAGACGUAUUCCAAAGAAUUUUACACAAGAACUUGUUCUAAAAUCAAAGGAAGUUGCUUCAAAGUCUGGAAACAGUCUUGAUGAGCGGAUCAAUAAAAUCCUACAGAAUAUCCGAGAGCAAUCAGUAUUGCAUGAAGUUAGCCUGGGUGACAUAUUCAACAAUCAAGCCUUAUACAAGGAAGAAUACAAAGAAGCCCGAAAGCUUAUAAAACAGAUCGAAAAUUACUAUGCGAAUAGUUUCUUUAACAAACGCCAACAACAAAAACUUCGAGACAAAAAUAGGCCACAAUCUUGAAUUUUCCUCCUUUGUGUUUCAUCACACUCAGAAUAAAGAGUUGAUUAAAAGGAUGUUUUAUAUCUAGUUUCCAUUCAUUUAUAUAAACACUAUUGUCUGUACACAAAUUCACAUGAAAAAAUAUCUGCAUUUGUUUUGUAAUAAAAUUUUGUUUGAUGUGAGAAA
Messenger RNA from Octopus bimaculoides (California two-spot octopus), 1008 nucleotides. RefSeq lists its product as uncharacterized. Gene Ontology annotation, molecular function: protein binding. The record is from RefSeq and is a predicted model, not a curated record. Lineage: Eukaryota; Metazoa; Mollusca; Cephalopoda; Octopoda; Octopodidae. Gene Ontology annotation, cellular component: nucleus.